Molecule: messenger RNA, 1352 nt
Organism: Lotus japonicus
Lineage: Eukaryota; Viridiplantae; Streptophyta; Magnoliopsida; Fabales; Fabaceae
Exons: 2
Coding region: 132-1271 (379 amino acids)
Source: RefSeq, a predicted model, not a curated record
UAAACAACUAAUACAAUAAUACAUGCUUCCACUCAUCUAUAUAUGUGUGUGUGGGGAACAAAUUAAACAAGGAGUAUUAUCAAGGGAAUACUUAUACAACUGAGUUCAAGACCAGAGAGUUUGCAGGAAAAAUGUAUGUAACAAGAGUCCUUUCCAUGUACAAAAGUAACCCCCAUGCUCUUGUAGAGCCACCUCCAUCUGGUCCAAAUUCAGGUUAUCUUGUUAUCAUGGAUGAAGAAUCUGAGACUUACAAUUGUUUCGGUUGCAAGGAGGGUUAUAUCAGUGAUCUUCCUUUCCCUCAGAACAAAGACUUAAGCAUCAGCUAUGGAAGCGAUGAUGAAGAUGCCAUGUUUGUUCCAGUAUUGAAUCAGCCCUUGUCUUCAAACCGCUACUAUGUCUUAAGAAGGAGAGGAAAGAACCAAGGCCGAGCUAUCACGAGUUCAAAGGAAGAGGACAUGGAAACUUGUUUAUGUUGCCUUGUCCCCCAAGAUGUUAAACCAAAACCUUUGGAACCCUUCAACGAUUAUCAGCAGAUUGAGAUAAUCAAGAAGAGUGGUUAUAGUUUCAAAGCAAAGUCUGUUGCGGCUGAUGGAAUUCCUCCUGGUUUAUUGUCGAGAAAAGGGUGGACGCUUCGUGCUAGCACUCCCCGCAGUUACCGUUUGGGCAAAGCAUUGGGCUGCAACGACAGCUUGCGUUCCAAGCUACCAGAUUUCAACUUCUCAUUAUCCAAUCAUUGUUCUGAAUCAGUGGUUGUGGGAAAGUGGUACUGUCCUUUUAUGUUUGUGAAAGAAGGAAUGAAACUAAAGGAGCAAAUGAAGAUGUCAGUGUUCUAUGAGUUAACACUUGAGCAAAGAUGGGAAAAAGUAUUCUCAAAGGAAAACAGUGGGAAAAAUGUUGUGUUUGUAGAUGUUAAUGUUCAAACAGAAGUUGUCAAGGUUGCAGGCAAGGAUGCUGUUUGGGAUGAAAAUGGUGUUGUUGAUGGGGUAUUGUGGUAUAAGAGUUUUGAUGAUGCGGGGGCAGAGACAAGUGUUGGAUUGAGUAUGGAAAUUGUUGAGGGAAUGAAAUGGGAACAACAAAGAGUUGGAUGGGUUGCAGGGAACAUGAGGCAAGUGAGGGUGGAGAGAGUAGAGGAGUUUGGAGGAACGAAUAAGUGGAAGAAAUUGGGGUGUUAUGUGCUGGUUGAAAGUUUUGUGCUCAAGAGAAUGGAUAGAAGAUUGAUGCUGACUUGUGAUUACAGGCACACAAAUCAAAUUAGGGGCAAAUGGGAGUGAAUGCUUUCUCAUAUGUUUUACUUUGAUCUUUGUUUUUCAUCCUAAUUUGGCAUUUUAAUAUUUGAUUCUUGUUACACAUUA